AUGAUCGGCUGGGUAGAGGGUUUUCAUUUGCUUAUGAAGAUACUAUCAUGGAAUGUGAGGGGAAUUAGAAGGCCUGAAAAGAGGAGACAAAUAAAGAAGAGUCUUGCAGAGAGAAAAGUGGACAUUGUGCUGUUACAAGAAACCAAGAAGGCAGUAGUUGAUUCUACCUUGGUUAGGUCCAUGUGGCCUGGGGAGCAAUUUGAUUUCAUGGCAGUAGACGCAAUUGGUCAAGCUGGAGGGCUACUAUGUAUUUGGAACCCUGAGGUGUUUGGACUGAAGGAUUGCUGCAGUACCCAGAAUUUCAUCCUUUUAUCAGGUACAUUAUUUUCCAAUUUUGAUUGUGUUAUUAUUAACGUCUAUGGUUCUAACGAGGUGGCUAAAAGAAAAGAGACUUGGGAUGUGUUAGUGAGGUUGAAAUCCAAUUUUUUGGGGCCAUGGUGUAUGGGGGGUGACUUUAAUGAAAUUAAGAACAUCUCCGAAAGAAUUGGGUGUUCGAGAAGGGAUCGUGGGAUGAGGGACUUUAAUAAUAUGAUUGCACAACUCGAGUUGAUAGACAUUCCUAUGUUAGGGAGGAAGUUUACUUGGUGCAAUUCUCAAGUUAGAGAGAAAUGGAGCAGAAUUGAUCGAUUUCUUCUCAACUAUGAGUGGGUGCAGAAUUUUUCCUUUAAACUAUGGGGGCUUCCUAGAUUUCUGUCCGAUCAUUGCCCUAUUAUUUUGAUGGAGGAUGAUAGGGAUUGGGGCCCGAAGCCUUUUAGGUUCCUCAAUGCUUGGCUUCUACAUCCCAAAUUUUUAUCUUGUGUUCAACAAAGUUGGUCGGAAUCUGCUGUGGAUGGAUGGGCAGGGUUUAAAUGUCUUAUGAAGUUUAAAGCACUGAAACAGGUCCUCAAACAGUGGAAUGUUGCGGUGUUUGGUAAGAUCGAAUCAAAAUUGAAAAGUGUAGAAGAUGAGGCUCAUGCUCUUGAUUUGUUAGCUGAGGAUAGACCACUACUCGAUACAGAACUGUAUAGAAGAAAAGAAGUGCGGGGUGAAGUCCGUCCCAAAUUGGCUGGCCAUUUCAAGACCAUAGGGGGUGCUCAAGCUGUGGCACAAUUGGAGGCAGAGUUUACAGAGCAGGAGAUUAAAAAUGUUAUCAAGUGCUGUGAUGGUAAUAAGGCACCUGGCCCUGAUGGGUUUAAUUUGUCAUUUUUCAAAAAGUGUUGGAAAAUUGUGAGGGUAGAUGUGCUAAAAUUUAUGAGCGAUUUUCAUCAGAAUGCGAAGCUCGUUUGUGGGCUAAAUAGCUCGUUUAUAGCUCUGAUCCCCAAAGUUUUAAGCCCUUCUUGUUUGAAUGAUUAUAGGCCUAUUAGCUUGAUCGGAUCCUUGUAUAAAAUUGUUGCUAAAGUGCUAGCGAACAGGAUGAAGCAAGUAAUGCCCAAGAUUAUUGGCGAAGCUCAGUCAGCUUUUUUGGGGGGAAGAAAUAUACUAGAUGGUAUUUUGAUAGCCAAUGAAAUAGUGGAUGGUUGGAAAAGAUCUAAUAGAAAAGGCUUGGUGCUUAAAUUGGAUUUUGAAAAGGCUUAUGAUUCUAUUAAUUGGGAGUUUUUAUUCGACAUGUUAGCAAAGUUUGGUUUUGGAUCGCGUUGGGUACAAUGGAUGAAAACGUGUGUCUCCUCAGCUAAGAUAUCCGUUUUGGUGAACGGGUCACCAACAUCUGAGUUUCGUCCACAACGAGGCUUGAGGCAAGAAGACCCAUUGUCACCAUUCCUCUUCAACAUUGUAGCAGAAGGUCUUAAUAUUUUGCUGAGCAGAGCCAGACAGCUGGGCCUAAUUCAAGGGGCGGUGGUGGGCUCUAGUGGGUUAAGAAUCACGCACUUGCAAUUUGCGGAUGAUACGAUUUUGUUCUGUAAUGCGGAUAAAGAGGAGGUGGGCAACAUUAAAAGAAUUCUAAGAUGCUUUGAGAUUGUAUCAGGUCUGAGAAUCAACUAUCACAAGAGUGUUAUCUGUGGGAUUGGGGUAGAUGACGGUUCGAUGCAGGAGUUUGCUUCUUCCUUAAAUUGUUGCCACCAUAAAUUGCCUCUAAAAUACUUGGGGCUUCCUUUGGGGGCUAAUCCCAGCAGGAGGAGUACUUGGAAACCUGUUCUUGAUAAGUUCAAACAAAAAUUGUCCACAUGGAAGAGAAGGUUGUUAUCUUUUGCUGGGCGCUUAACUCUUAUUAAAUCGGUUAUGUCUAAUCUGCCCAUCUACUAUCUUUCACUGUUUAGAAUCCCUGCUGGAGUGGCAAAGGAAAUUGAGAGAAUACAAUCUGCAUUUCUUUGGGGUGGAUCCGAUCUUAGAAGGAAAAUACAUAUGGUCCGAUGGGAGGUGGUCUCUAAAAAUAAGAAUUUAGGUGGGUUAGGGUUGAGGAGGAUAAAAAGUUUCAAUCAAUGUCUCUUGCUGAAAUGGUGGUGGACAUUUGGUGUAGAGAAUAAAUCCCUUUGGAAGGAAGUGAUCUGCUCCAAGUAUGUGUCAUUGGAUGGAAGAUGGACACCACAGUUAAUAGGCAGAGAAUCCAAGAUCUGGUCGGAUAUUAUUCAAGCUGUAAUGUCCAAUCCAGAGCUGCACCACUUUUAUAUUUCUAAUGCUCAGAUUGUUCUGGGGGAUGGGAGGAGAGCUCGAUUUUGGAGAGACAAGUGGGUGCGAAAUGUAUGCCUAAUGGAGGAAUUCCCAAGGCUCUUUUCCUUAUCUAAAGAUAAAAAUGGUGUGGUAAGGGUGUUUUUCGAAAAAAGGGAAGAGAAUGGUGGCUGGAACAUGGACUUCAGAAGACCUCUGUUGGUAUGGGAGGAGGAAGAAGCUAACCGACUUUUUCAUUUGCUGAAUUCUGCACCAAUUCUGUGCAGUUCCAGAUCUGAUGAGCUCAUAUGGGGUGCAGACCCAUCUAAUACUUUCUCUGUCUCCUCAGUAUAUUUUUGGAGUGAAUCACAUUUGGGACCUAUACUACCUGUGGCUGCUUCAAUUUGGAAUAAUUUCGCUCCUCCAAAAGUUCAAUGUUUUGGGUGGAUGGCUUGGCUGGGUAAGAUUAAAACUUCGAGUUUUCUUCAUAGAAUUGGUAUUCUAACAGGGAAUGUAAAUCUGGAUUGUGUUUUCUGCCACAAUGAGAUUGAAACUGUGGAACAUAUACUACUGUACUGUCCUUUCGUUUGGUUGCUUUGGUCCAACAUUGUCCGAUGGUGGGGUUUGCAAUGGGUGCUACCAGGUUCAGUGAAUGGACUGUUGAAUUGGUGGGAUGGUUGUAGAUUGAAGAAGUUGGAAAAGAAAAUUUGGAAGGUUCUUCCUCUGGUUGUCCUGUGGUCUACAUGGAAGCAUCGAAAUGACUGCAUCUUUAAUGGCUCUCAACCAAACUUGGAAGACCUAUGUGAAAUAGUGAAGGUUCGUGUAGCUAUGUGGCUCAAAGCCUCACCAACCCAGGUGGAGUUUUCUAUUAAUGACUUGGUUCUCAACCUGCCACAGGCUGCAGAGUUAGCUCUAAAUAAAUCUGGGUUGAACAGAAGUGUCCUACAGUCUAACAUUGCAGGUGCUCCUUACUGA
Messenger RNA from Camellia sinensis, 3537 nucleotides. NCBI's taxonomy places the organism in Eukaryota, Viridiplantae, Streptophyta, Magnoliopsida, Ericales, Theaceae. The record is from RefSeq and is a predicted model, not a curated record.